AAUUACCGACACUGGCCACUGUCAUUUCCAAGCGCUGUUGUUCCGGGAAGUGUGAUAUAUAUUUUUUUCUACACUCAGCCGCGAACAACAAAAUGGCUUUGAGAGCAGCUUUGAGAAAGAAGCCUGCUUUACCAGGUCUCCUCUCUCAGUUGUCCUCCUGCAGUCAUGGCAGAGUUUGUGCAUCUUCUGUGUUUGUCGCACAGCAGAGGAGCAACUCCACAUCACCCAAAAUGACAGUGGAUUUCGACCAGAGCACAGGCGUGGCCGUGAUGCGUAUGAAGAGUCCACCAGUCAACAGCCUCAGUUUGGAUUUCCUCACAGAGUUUUGCAUCAGCUUAGAGAAGCUAGAAAUGGACAAGAGCUGCCGCGGCCUCAUCAUCACCUCGAGUUUGCCCAAAGUGUUCUCAGCCGGACUGGACAUCAUGGAGAUGUAUGGGACGAGUCCAGAGCGCUGUGGAGAGUUCUGGAAAGCUGUCCAGGAGAUGUGGCUAAAACUUUACAGCUCCAACAUGGUCACGAUAGCUGCAGUCAACGGCUCCAGUCCUGCUGGCGGCUGUCUGAUGGCGCUAUCAUGUGAUUAUAGAAUUAUGGCAGACAACCCACGCUACACCAUCGGCCUUAAUGAGACUCAGCUCGGCAUAGUUGCACCUUUUUGGUUUAAGGAAACCAUGAGUAAUACAGUGGGCCACCGGACCACUGAGAUGGCUCUGGCUCUGGGGCUGCUCUACAACCCGAAUGAGGCUCUGAAGACAGGAUUAGUGGACCAGAUAGUACCAGAGGAUAAGCUCAUGACCACUGCCGAGCAGGCUAUGGCCAAGUGGUUGGCCAUUCCAGACCACGCCAGACAGAUCACCAAGUCCAUGAUGAGGAAGCAGAUCAUUGACAAGCUCACGGCCAAACGAGAGGCUGACAUCCAAAACUUUGUGGGUUUCAUCACCAAAGACUCCAUCCAGAAGUCGCUCCGUGUGUAUCUUGAGAUGCUCAAAAAGAGGAAGGCUUAGUGAGAACGGGGGAGCAAAUUAAGUAAUGAGUAAUGUCAUUUUCAUUAGCCAGUGGCUUAUGUGCACUAUAGUUGUGUGUGUGUGUGAUAUGAUUUAUUUGUGUUGCUGCAAGGGGCCAUAUCAGUAUAUUGAAGGUCUGUUCAAAACAUCCCUAACAUAGUGGUAUGUGCCCCCCCAGCAUGAAGGUAACUAAGCUAGUUCAGCUCACACAAAGUGACUUGCAACUUUUUGUAACGUAAUUACCAGAGCCUCACCAUUAAAGUGCCUCGCCCACCAGUAACGGUAAGCUUGGUACUUUUUGAUUUAUAUAACGUUGUCGAACUUGUUCUUGGACUGUACGGUAAUUUCAUCAUCAGUUGUUGUGUUAUUCCCUUACAGCCAUGAUGUAUUUAAUGCCACUCUGGUACCAGGAGAAACAACAAUCGUUUUACUGAUCCAAACAAUUAUCACAAGCUGAAAAAUAAAACCUGAUAAACAUGAGAGAACUCUUUGGUGUUUUAACGUCAUGUUUUAAAAUACACAAAUACAGUAAAGCCCUGCUUUUCAUAGGGGUUACUUUCCGGGACCAUCAGCAAAUGGCGAAAAAAAGCAAGUACAGUAGUACCUCGCAUUGGCUGAUUUUCGGGGCACCACCUACGCUCUCAUCUCAUUGUCUGAUUAUUGGGGCACCGCCUACGCUUUAUCUCAUUGGCUGAGUUAUACAGCACGUACGGGAGUUUGUGUGAGAGACAGGCUUGUCCCUUCAAACUCCUUCGUCUUCGUAGUCCCCCUGUAACUAACUUAAACAAUUAAGUUAAGUUACAAAUUAAAAUUUUGCACACAGCAUUAUUGUGUAGUGCGUGUGCGUUUGUCUGUGAGACCAGCUGACUCUUUGAGUCGCGUUUCGACUCAGGCUGGUCCUCCUCCUCCUUCCUGCCUCCACUUGCACUCCUGAUCAAGACAUCUCGUGAACGGUAGGAUUGUUUUUGUUUUUCAGUUUUAUUCAUUUACAGUCAUCUUAUUUGUUACCUUAUUUUAUAUUGGAAUGUUACUGUACUGUGUUUAUGCUAAUGUUUUCUUAUAUUUUCCCACCAUAUUUGGUGGACUUUGAAUAUUUUGAAGUGCCAAAGGGGUGAGUUUGGGAAGAUCUUGGAACGGAUUAGGCUAUUUACAUGUAUUUUACGCUUCGUGUAACAUAAAAUCCCUAUAACAUAAAGGUUCUCGGAACGGAUUAUUUACGUUGUAGGGGCGUCUACUGUCAUCGAGGUGCCUAUAAAAUGGUAAUUUUUGACGCAUGGCUCACCCUGGUAGCCUGAUUUUGACAGUCUCCUCUAAUUUCGGCUCUGCAAUUAUUGUUGCAAUUAUUAGAUUGUAUUCCGAAUGUGCGGGGAUCCACUGUAUAUAAAUAAUAUGAUGACUCAAUCAGUUAUGGAAACAGAUGGGUUUGCAUUGAAACUGAUAUUAAUGUGACAUCAGUGUAAUUCCAUCCAUUCUUUUUCUAUGCCUCUUAUCCUAAUUAGGGUCGCGGGGGUAUGCUGGAGCCUAUCCCAGCUGACUUUGGGCGAGAGGCGGGGUACACCCUGGACUGGUCAGCAGCCAAUGGCAGGGCACAUAUAGACAAACAACCAUUCACACUCACAUUCAUACAUAUGGACAAUUUAGAGUCCUAUCAUGCAUGUUUUUGGAAUGUGGGAGGAAACCGGAGUACCCGGAGAAAACCCACGCACACACGGGGAGAACAUGCAAACUCCACACAGAAAUGCCCAAGCGGAAAUUCGAACCCAGAUCGUCCCGAUCUCCAGACUGUGUGGCCAACAUGCACUCAGCCACCGUGCGGCCAUCAGUGUAAUUAGACUAAUCAAAAUAGCAGAAGAAGAGCACACCCUAACUUAAGUGGCUCCAUGCCCAUUUCAAAAGGUUUAAAAAGCGAUGUUCACCUCUAAAAAAAAAAAUGUAACUUGGCGGGAUAAGGUUUUUGGAAUAAAACCUCUUGGAUUCUGUCAACCCUGCCUACAGUUAUUGGACUUUUUUUUUUCACUGAUGCAUGAAGCACUACUAGUAUAUUAUUAACGCAAGUCAAAGAUCUUGUAUAUGACAGGUGCAUGCGAUUUUUAGGGGCGUACGGUAAUUCAUUGGAUUCCAUAUGAAUGAAAGGAAUAUUUUCGUAGUAAGAGCAUAGAAGACCUGUUACCAUUAUUAGAGCCCUCUAGACAAGCAAUAACAUCCCUUUACUUACCUUUACACUUGUAAUGCCAAAUAUAGCAGAUAUAAUCAGAGAAAAUAAGCCAUUUAAAACAUAAAUAAAAAAUAAUGUUUUAAUAAAUGUCUUCUGUAUGUGUGGACAGGGAGUGACGUCAGCGAUUCAGAGUUCAGUUUUAGUUGGAGUCCGUGUAAUGAUGAUGAUGACUAUUAUUAUUAUUAUGUUAUGUGAUAUUAAUUUAGGCCAAAAAUAUGUAACAUUUGCUUAAAUGUGCAUUUUCUGGACUAAUAAUAGGCCGUAAUCAACCAUGAAACGGUGAUCAAAAAUCACGAUAGAGUGAGGGGCGAUGUUUGAACCGUGAUGGGACGAGUGUCAUACAAAAGUGCCAGUCAAAUAUUUUUAUAUAACAGGAGUGCUUUGCUGAAUCUACUGCAGAAAUGCUGGUCAAAGAUCCUCUAUGCUUUGAUACAUUUUCCACAUUAAGAAUGCUAAAAACACAAUCCAGUGUAGGUCAAUAUACUGUAUGUGCAGAGGUGCAUGGACACCCUUGACCUAUAUUGUGAGAGUACUGAAAUGAUAAUGAAUGCUAGAGGGGGUCAUGGAUUCUGUGCACCGUUCCAAGGAGAUCUGGGAGGAGAAGAGCAUAU
Messenger RNA from Dunckerocampus dactyliophorus (ringed pipefish), 3827 nucleotides. Its product is annotated as enoyl-CoA delta isomerase 1, mitochondrial-like. The record is from RefSeq and is a predicted model, not a curated record. The transcript has 7 exons. Gene Ontology annotation, molecular function: enoyl-CoA hydratase activity. Gene Ontology annotation, cellular component: mitochondrion. NCBI's taxonomy places the organism in Eukaryota, Metazoa, Chordata, Actinopteri, Syngnathiformes, Syngnathidae. The coding region runs from base 93 to 1001 and encodes 302 amino acids. Gene Ontology annotation, biological process: fatty acid beta-oxidation.